CAGGUAUGCAACUUUCCCCUGGAUGUACCUUAUUUCUGGAUUCUUUUCCAGUUCAGAUGUUGCAUUUAUAUUUUAUAUUUCCACAAACUGUAUGCUUGGUCUUUGUACAAUGUUGCUGACAUUUCUGCCACGACUAUUAGAUGAGAUUUCAAACAUCGAGAGUUUUACAGAUAUCCAUAAUAUACUUAAAUGGGCUUUCCUAGUUUUUCCUCAAUUUUGCCUUGGAAAUGGCUUGAUGGAACUUACUUUGAGACAAGUGAAAUUUGACCUCCUAAACAGCUUUGGAAUUGAUUCUUACAUCAGUCCAUUUCAUAUGGAUUUUCUUGGGUGGACAUUUAUUGCAAUGGUAAUACAAGGGAGCAUCUUAUUUUUCUUGAGACUUGUGAUAAAUGGACAAUCAUUUCAAAUAAAAAGACAUGAAUCACCAUUAUAUGACAGUUCCAAUGACGAGGAUGUUGAAAUUGAACGUAGUAGGGUGCUUGGUGGAAUGACUCCUAACGAUAUACUUCUACUCUACAAUCUCAGAAAAUCUUACCAAAAUAACAUUGUGGUGAAGAACAUCUGCUUAGGCAUCAAAGCAGGAGAAUGCUUUGGACUUCUUGGAGUAAAUGGUGCUGGGAAGAGCACACUCUUUAAAAUGUUGAUUGGGGAAAUAAUCCCUACAUGUGGAAAAGUAAUGAUAAGAUCUUCUAAAGGAAAGGAAGUGAGCAUCAAAUCUGCAUACAAUGAAGAUAUCAUAAUUGGAUAUUGCCCACAGAAUGAUGCCUUAAAUAACUUUCUGACAGGCCGGGAGCAUCUUUAUUAUUAUUGUAAACUUCAUGAGAUUUCAAAAAGGGAUAUUCAUAAGGUAUCUAGUGCUUUAGCUCACCGUUUAGAUUUUGAUGACCAUGUAGAUAAAUUGGUUGGUACCUACAGCAGAGGUACUAAAAGAAAACUGUCGAUGGCAAUAGCACUGAUUGGGAAGCCACGGAUAUUGCUUCUGGAUGAGCCCAGUUCUGGAAUGGAUCCAUGGUCUAAACGUCACCUUUGGGAAGCGAUCAAAAAAGAAGCUCAUGAUGGUUGUGCAGUAGUCUUUACCACUCACAGCAUGGAAGAAUGUGAAGUUUUAUGUACAAGGCUUGCCAUAAUGGUAAAUGGAGGUUUUAAAUGUAUUGGACCUCUACAACACAUAAAAAACAGGUUUGGACAAGGCUAUUCAGUGACUCUGUGGCUCAAUGGUGAUUAUGAUUGUGCACAUUCUGUCAUUACCUGUUUUAAACGUCGUUUUCCAGGAGCGCACCUAAAGGAUCACCAUCUAAAUAUUUUGGAAUGCCAUAUAUCAAUUGGGCAUGGAGAUUUGUGUGAAUUGUUUGAGCUUUUAACCAGUAUGAGGACACAACAACAAAUUAAAAACUAUUCCAUUACACAGACAACUCUGGAUCAGGUCUUUAUUCAGUUUGCUGCACAACAGGAACAAUAUCCCAGUCCCAUGAUGAAACGUACAGUGGACAGUCUUAGACAGCAACUACCAGCCUGAGCAAACAAGCAUUCUAAUUGCUUUAAAAAAAAAAAAAA
Rana temporaria (common frog) is the source of this 1554-nucleotide messenger RNA. Its product is annotated as ATP-binding cassette sub-family A member 13-like. The record is from RefSeq and is a predicted model, not a curated record. The transcript has 11 exons. The coding region runs from base 23 to 1516 and encodes 497 amino acids. Gene Ontology annotation, biological process: lipid transport; transmembrane transport. Gene Ontology annotation, cellular component: membrane; intracellular membrane-bounded organelle. NCBI's taxonomy places the organism in Eukaryota, Metazoa, Chordata, Amphibia, Anura, Ranidae. Gene Ontology annotation, molecular function: lipid carrier activity; ATP binding; ATP hydrolysis activity.